AUGGAGAACCUCAUCUCUCUCGUCAACAAGCUUCAGCGCGCGUGUACCGCCCUCGGUGACCACGGCGAACAUAGCGCGCUCCCCACACUAUGGGACUCGCUACCGACUAUCGCCGUCGUCGGUGGACAGAGUUCGGGCAAAUCCUCGGUGUUGGAGAGUGUCGUUGGGAAGGAUUUCCUACCUCGGGGUUCAGGAAUUAUUACGAGGCGUCCCCUGGUUCUGCAACUCCACAGGAUUGAUGGGGCAGGAGAAUAUGCAGAGUUCAUGCACCUUAAGAAUAAAAAAUUCACAGAUUUUGCCCUAGUGAGGAAGGAGAUUGCAGAUGAAACUGACCGAGAAACUGGCCGCACAAAGCAAAUAUCAACUGUGCCCAUUUACUUGAGCAUAUAUUCCCCAAAUGUUGUUAACCUUACUCUUAUUGAUCUCCCUGGGCUUACUAAGGUAGCUGUUGAGGGACAACCUGAUAGUAUCGUGCAUGAAAUUGAAAACAUGGUUCGCUCGUUCAUUGAGAAGCCCAAAUGCAUCAUUCUUGCAAUUUCUCCAGCCAAUCAGGAUCUUGCAACAUCUGAUGCAAUAAAGAUUUCACGUGAAGUUGACCCAAAAGGUGAAAGGACCUUUGGUGUGCUUACAAAAAUUGACUUAAUGGACAAGGGCACGGAUGCAGUUGAUAUACUAGAAGGAAGGUCAUAUCGACUACAAUUUCCAUGGAUUGGUGUUGUCAAUCGUUCCCAACAAGAUAUAAACAAGAACGUAGACAUGAUCGCUGCUAGGAUUAGAGAGUGUGAAUAUUUUGCAAGUCUACCAGAAUAUAAACACCUUGCUCACAGAAUGGGAUCAGAGCACUUAGCAAAGAUGCUUUCAAAGCAUUGGGAAUCUGUGAUUAAAUCAAGAAUUCCAGGGAUCCAGUCUCUAAUAACCAAGGCCACUGCAGAGCUAGAAAGUGAAUUUUGUCGUCUUGGAAAACCCAUUGCUUCAGAUGCUGGAGGAAAGCUGUACACUAUUAUGGAAAUAUGCCGCAUGUUUGACAGUAUCUACAAGGAGCAUCUAGAUGGAGCGCGUUCUGGUGGUGAGAAGAUCUACUAUGUCUUUGACAACCAAUUUCCAGUGGCUCUUAAACGGUUGCAAUUUGAAAAAAACAUCUUACAAUGGAAAACUUAUCUAAUUAUUUCUAAUCUGAUGUGCCCUGAAAUGCUUCAAAAUGUCCAUGCAAUACUCAAGGAGCUAGUUCACAGGGCUGUAAAGGAGACACAUGAGUUGAAGCAGUUUCCGACUCUUGGUGUGGAAGUGAGCAGUGCAGCUUUUAAAGCAUUGGAAAGAAUGCGGGAGGAGAGCAAGAAAAAUACAAUGAUGCUUGUUGAUAUGGAGUGCAGCUAUUUGACUGUAGAUUUCUUUAGGAAGCUUCCUCAGGAUGUUGAGAAGGGAGGAAGUCCAACACACUCCAUCUUUGAUAGAUACAAUGAUUCGUACCUCAGACGAAUUGGUAGUAAUGUACAGGCAUAUGUCAACAUGGUAUGCUCAACCUGGAGGAACUCCAUCCCCAAAUCUAUCGUUUAUUGCCAAGUCCGUGAGGCCAAGCGCUCACUACUCGAUCACUUCUUUACGGAGUUGGGAGCAAGAGAGACCAAGCAGCUUUCUAAGCUUCUUGAUGAGGACCCUGAGAUCAUGGAGCGCAGAGCUAAGCUUGCGAAGAGGUUGGAGCUAUAUCGGAGCGCCCAAGCAGAAAUCGAGGCGGUCGCAUGGGCCAAAUAG
Miscanthus lutarioriparius is the source of this 1749-nucleotide messenger RNA. The record is from the annotation of a GenBank genome assembly. NCBI's taxonomy places the organism in Eukaryota, Viridiplantae, Streptophyta, Magnoliopsida, Poales, Poaceae.